Molecule: messenger RNA, 2109 nt
Organism: Zychaea mexicana
Lineage: Eukaryota; Fungi; Mucoromycota; Mucoromycetes; Mucorales; Lichtheimiaceae
Product: glycoside hydrolase superfamily
Exons: 10
Coding region: 1-2109 (702 amino acids)
Biological process (GO): glucan catabolic process
Molecular function (GO): beta-glucosidase activity
Source: RefSeq, a predicted model, not a curated record
AUGGCCGCACCUUCACGAAACCUCCUUAGCUGGGAAGAAGCACACGUAAAGGCCGAGAAACUUGUUUCCCAAAUGUCCAUUGACCAAAAAGCUGGAUUGGCGACUGGUCAAGGUUGGGAGACGACUCUGUGCGUCGGUCAAACUUAUGGAUCAACGAACCCCGACUUCCCCUCGUUGUGUCUCCAAGACGGUCCGGCCGGUAUUCGAUGGGCUGACAAUGUCACCGCUAGUGUCUCGGGUAUUAACGUUGCCGCAUCGUGGGACAAAGACCUGAUUUACAAGCGUGGUGAAUACAUGGGUGACGAAUUUUAUCUGAAGGGUAUCCACAUGGCGUUGGGUCCUUCCUUUGAUAUUAUGCGCUCGCCCCGCGGUGGUAGAGGCUGGGAAGCUUUCGGUGAAGAUCCAUAUCUUCAAGGUGUUGCUGCUUCACUCACAAUUUCAGGUAUCCAAGAACAGGGUGUGAUCGCUGUUCCCAAGCAUUACAUUCUCAACAACCAAGAAACCAACCGUAAGAACUCGUCAUCGGACAUCGACAAGCGCACUUUACACGAAGUCUACGUCUGGCCUUAUGCUCGUGCAAUCGAAGCUGGUCUUGGUGGUGUUAUGUGCAGCUACAAUCAGAUUAAUGGCACAUGGACUUGCGAGCACGAGUACGUUUUGACCACCGUGCUUAAGGAGGAGCUCAACUUCCAAGGUCUGAUUAUGUCUGAUUGGGGAGCUCAAAUGUCCAACGAACCUUCUGCAAAUGCUGGUUUGGAUAUGACCAUGCCUGGUGAUAUUGUCAUGGGUGAUGGCUAUUCCUGGUGGGGCUCAAAUCUGACAAAGGCUGUCGAGGAAGGAAGAGUUCCAGAAGAACGUGUUACCGACAUGGCACAGCGUAUUGCUGCCGCUUACUACAAGAUGAGACAAGAUGAAGGCUUCCCUGAUAUUGGUGUCAACGGUUGGGAUCGUGAAUCGGCUCCAGUUAGAAUCCACCCCGACAUGGACAAGCACAUACAGGUCACCCGUGAUAUUGGUGCUGCCUCUGUUGUUCUCUUGCAGAACAACGAUAACACCCUUCCCUUGUCGAGCGAUGUCAAGAAGAUUGCCCUUAUUGGUAGUGAUGCUGGACCGAUCCCUCAAGGCCUUAAUGGUUGCGAGGAUCAAAGCUGUGGUGCAGGCCAUCUCGCUAUGGGCUGGGGCUCUGGAACUGUUGAUUUCCCAUACCUCAUCACCCCCGCUGACGGUAUUACUGCUCGUGCUGGUGAUGGUGUUGAAGUUGUAACUCACUUUGACGAUUGGGACCUUGAAAAGGCCAAGGAAAUUGCAGCUGAUGCUGAUGUCGUCUUCGUCUUUGGUAUGGCGGACUCUGGUGAAGAGUACAUUAGUGUUGAUGGAAAUGUCGGAGACCGCAAGAACAUGUCUCUCUGGCACAAUGGUGAUAACCUUAUUGAAGCUGUUGCUGAAGCCAGCGAUAAUGUCGUUGUCGUUAUUAACGCUGUCGGUUCUGUCCUCAUGCCUUGGAUUGACAAUGAGAGCAUCAAGUCUGUUGUGUGGCCCGGUCUCGCCGGUCAGGAAUCUGGUAACGCUCUUGCUGACGUUCUUUUCGGUGAUGUCAACCCAUCUGGUCGUCUUCCCUACACCAUUGCCGUUAAUGAAGAGGACUACGGUGCCACAAUUGAUCCUAACUUCAAUGUUGUCUACCACGAAAAGCUUGAGGUCGGCUACAAGCACUUUGACGCCCACGAUAUUGAGCCCCUCUUUGCUUUCGGUCAUGGUCUUUCUUACAGCAGCUUCGAAUAUGGCAAGCUCAAGGUCAAGGCUAAAAAGGACAAGGCUUCUGCUACCGUUGAAGUCACAAAUGUCGGUGAUGUUGACGGUGCUGAAGUUGCUCAGGCUUACCUCGGCUUCCCUGAAUCUGCUGGUGCUCCCCCCAAGAACCUGCGCGGUUUUGAAAAGGUCUACUUGAAGGCGGGCAAGAAGUCUAAGGUUACUUUCGAGUUCGAAACAAUCGACCUUAGCUACUGGAACGAAGAAUCGGAAACCUGGGUUGUCCCUGAGGGAGAAUUCACACUUUAUGUUGGCGCUAGCAGCCGUGAUAUCCGCGAGACUGCCACCUUCACUUUGUAA